AUGGUCCGCUCAACAUCCACACUUCUCGCCAUCGUGGCAUCCCUCAGCUUUCAACAAUUCACAUCUGCUGUCCCCAUUUCAGGACUAGACCGAACCGUCUUGUCAUAUGGGCUCACGACCCGUGACGUAGAGACCCAAACACCAGAAGUACUCUCGAGAAGAGAAGAUGCGACAUCACCCGAAAGCCGUGGCAAGGAGCUGCUGGAGCUGCACCAAAAAGCAAUCAAGGACAACGUCGCCGACUCCACCACCUCUUCCGACAAGAAGGACGCCACCGGCUUCAACCCCAGCGACCCUCUCAAGAGGCCGCUCGUCUUCCCGGAGACAAUGUAUGGGAUCGUGCACAGCAUCACCAAGAUCUCGCUGCCGGAUUGGCGCCUCAUCGCGGCCGAGUGGGAGGCGGUCAAGGAUCUUUCCAAGGACGACAUGGGCGGGUUCGAGCCGAGCGGCAAGGCGCGCCGCUUGAAGCUGCAGCAGUCGUACGACAAGACCAUCGUCGAGGGAGUGUACGCCGAGGAGGGUGACUUUAUCGCUCUCUCGACGGCCGACUCGAGCCGGGCCGACAAGGACGUGCCCGUGUUUGAGAUGGUGUGGCAGUCGUUUGCCGACGUGGCCGGAGACAAGGUCAAGAACCUCAAGGUUAUUUACUUGACGGACCUGGAGUCGGGCGACUUUAAACAGGUCGCCGAGCUCAACUACGAAGAUGCAAAGCAGGACAAAGACAAGAAGGUGACGUGGGAGAUCAAGAACAACCCGAGGCCAAAGAGGUUCCAGCGCUUCGUGGGCGUGGAGCCAGUUUCGAGCAUGUUGAUGAUGCUGAUGAACCACCAUCAGAAGCUGGGACACAAGGAGGUGACAAAGAUCAUCACCAUGCCGACCAAGGGUAGCAAGGACUUGAGCAAGGUCACUGUUGCGCUGAUAUUGGAGGAUGCGAAGUAG
Molecule: messenger RNA, 939 nt
Organism: Pyricularia grisea
Lineage: Eukaryota; Fungi; Ascomycota; Sordariomycetes; Magnaporthales; Pyriculariaceae
Exons: 1
Coding region: 1-939 (312 amino acids)
Source: RefSeq, a predicted model, not a curated record